CGGCGGGACAACCGUCAAAGUAAAUGUCCGCUUUCUGAUUUAUUUCCAUUUCCCUCUGAGGGAAGUUGGGGCGUUUGUGAAGCGUCUCCUGCGGCCGGAGUCUGAUGUGUCGCUGAGAGGUAACAAAUGACGAGGAAUUUAUCUACCGGAAUCUUGAACACAACAUGCCAGUUUUGCUGUCCUUGUCCAGAUAUUUAAGAAGUGGAGCAAGGGAUUCACUUGAUCGCCCGCCCGUUCAGACUGUGGGGAGGGAUUCACUCAGUCAUUUCAACUGAAGAUAUAUCAGCAAGUUCACACCAGACAAGGCCAUUCAUUUGUUCUGUGGGUGAGAAGGCAUUCAGUUGCUCAUCCCACCUGUGGACACACCAGUCAGUUUACCCUGGGCAGAGGCUGGUCAUCUGCUGAAUUUGUGGGAAAGGAUUCACUCGGUCAUCUGACACAAUGGCUCACCAGCGUGUUUACACCGGGGAGCGGCCGUUCACCUGCUCAGACUGUGGGAUGGAAUUCACUGAGUCAUCCAACCUAAUGGUACAUCAGCGAGUUCACACUGGGGAGAAGCCGUUCACGUGCUCAGUCUGUGGGAAGAGAUUCACUUGGUUAUCCACACUACAGAGUCAUCAGCGAGUUCACACUGGGCAGAAGCCAUUCACCUGCUCAGUCUGUGGGAAAAGAUUCACUGAUUCAUCCACCGUACAGAGUCAUCAGCGAGUUCACACUGGGGAGAAGCCGUUCACCUGUUCAGAAUGCGGGAAGGGAUUCACUCAGUCAUCCAAACUACAGAUUCAUCAGCGAGUUCACACUGGGGAGAAGCCAUUCACCUGCUCAGAAUGUGGGAAGGGAUUCACUCAGUUAUCCACCCUGCAGAGACAUCAGCGAGUUCACACUGGGGAGAAGCCGUUCACCUGCUCAGUCUGUGGGAAGAGAUUCACUGAUUCAUCCAACCUACAGAGACACCAGUUAGUUCACACAGGGGAGAAGCCAUUCACCUGCUCAGAAUGUGGGAAUGUAUUCACUCGGUCAUCCCAACUACUGGCACACCAGUCAGUUCACACUGGGGAGUGGCCGUUUACCUGCUCAGAAUGUGGGAAAGGAUUCACUCAAUCAUCCACCCUACUGACACAUCUGCGAGUUCACACUGGGGAGAAACCGUUCACCUGCUCAGAAUGUGGGAAGAGAUUCACUCAGUCAUCCAACCUGCAGAGACAUCAGCGAGUUCACACUGGGGAGAAGCCAUUCACCAGCUCAGAAUGUGGGAAAGGAUUCACUCAGUCAUCCAACCUACAGAAUCAUCAGCGAGUUCACACUGGGGAGAAGCGAUUCACCAGCUCAGAAUGUGGGAAAGGAUUCACUCAGUCAUCCAACCUACUGGCACACCAGUCAGUUCACAAUGGGGAGUGACCAUUGUUAUGAAUCCCUAGAUUUCAUUUGCUGUGGACUGUCAUUUUGAGAGAGAGAGAGAGAGAGAGAGAGAGAUUAAGAAUGGAAAUCAGUCUGACUUGCAGCUUGUUUCCAUCGCUCACAGCUUGUUUAGUUUUAACCGAGGACACAGACACUCAGAGUCAGACGGAGAUGAAGGAGGAUAAAUGGAAGGAUCGAAACAAGGGAACUAGUGGCCAAGGGUCACUGUUUAGAACUUUCCUAUGCCCAUAAGGGUGGGUUAAUUAUCGAUUCAGCGAACAUCGAAUAUGAGGUUGUCACCUCGUUUGAUCCAUACGAGUGGAUCUGAUUUGGGGUAUCCUGUGAAGACCACUUAUGUGUUAACCCUUGCCUGGCUGUGGUGUGGAAAUUCACUUGAAGACGAUACCCCUUGUGACAAGUCACUUUCAGUGAUAAUUUGUAUGUGGAUUUGGAACAACGACGGAUAAAAUCUACAGCGACUGUUCCUUUUGUUUUACCACCGUGGAAACUGUGGAAUUCGACAUAAUUGCCUUCUCUUGACAUUUACCCAGGAUUACAAAUAUCUCUCUCUCCUCAACUAUUCUGUGGUUGAACUGAACUUUCAUAGUUCACCAUCUCAAGACUCCAAGCCUUGUUUCCCCUGAGCUCAAUAGUUUGGGAGUUAUAUUUACACACAAAUACACAUAACACUGUUAACUUUUGUUUAUCUUGCUUAAAUUACUAUAUUGUUAGUAGAUACCA
Mobula hypostoma (lesser devil ray) is the source of this 2139-nucleotide messenger RNA. RefSeq names its product oocyte zinc finger protein XlCOF6-like. The transcript has 2 exons. NCBI's taxonomy places the organism in Eukaryota, Metazoa, Chordata, Chondrichthyes, Myliobatiformes, Myliobatidae. The coding region runs from base 442 to 1398 and encodes 318 amino acids. The record is from RefSeq and is a predicted model, not a curated record.